AUGGAGGCGCCAGUCGAGCUGCUGUCGGCGCUGCCCGCGCUGGUCACUGUGCUAGCGCUGCUACUUGCUUGGCUGCUGGUGCGACGUGGGGCCGCCCCCGCACCUCCGGUGUCCCUGGAGCCCCCGGCCGAGGCUUCCCAACCACCGCAGCCCAGAGCCCCGGAGCCCGCGGCCGCGCCCGAGGAGGGACUGGAGGAGCCCGCGGCGGCGCUGACGGAGGUGGAGGAGGCCAUGGAAGCCAGGCAGGAGGAGGAGCUGGACCCAGCCGGUGAGAAGAACCUACCCCGAGGAGAUGAGCCCGAGGAAGAAGACGAAGUCGGUGAGGGGACCUUUUCCUUCAAAUACAGCCCUGGGAAGCUGCGGGGGAACCAGUACAAGCAGAUGAUGACCAAGGAGGAGCUGGAGGAGGAGCAAAGAGUUCAGAGAGAGCAGCUGGAUGCUAUCUUCAAGCUCAUGAAGGACAACAAGGAGACGUUCGGCGAGAUGUCUGACGGGGAUAUGCAGGAGCAGCUGAGACUCUAUGACAUGUAG
Messenger RNA from Chrysochloris asiatica (Cape golden mole), 531 nucleotides. RefSeq names its product matrix-remodelling associated 7 (gene MXRA7). The coding region runs from base 1 to 531 and encodes 176 amino acids. The transcript is spliced from 4 exons. The record is from RefSeq and is a predicted model, not a curated record. NCBI's taxonomy places the organism in Eukaryota, Metazoa, Chordata, Mammalia, Afrosoricida, Chrysochloridae.